Molecule: messenger RNA, 1764 nt
Organism: Salvelinus fontinalis (brook trout)
Lineage: Eukaryota; Metazoa; Chordata; Actinopteri; Salmoniformes; Salmonidae
Product: tyrosine-protein kinase STYK1
Exons: 10
Coding region: 243-1451 (402 amino acids)
Biological process (GO): positive regulation of kinase activity; cell surface receptor protein tyrosine kinase signaling pathway; multicellular organism development
Cellular component (GO): signaling receptor complex
Molecular function (GO): ATP binding; transmembrane receptor protein tyrosine kinase activity
Source: RefSeq, a predicted model, not a curated record
UGUUAAUAAUUAACAGUCAGUCAACUUACCGCGGUCACCUUCAUGGUCAUAGCCCGCUCAGCCAGAGCAGAGGGCAUUCGACGUUAGAAAAGUGUGUAUUUUCUAAAAGCUGUUGUCACGAGAGCUCACUCAUAUUACAGGUAGGCAUAUGGAGACACAUUUUCUUGAUAUCUCCCUGGCCUUUUGUGGGAUUAAUCUCUCUUCCUGAAGAUGUGAGAAAUGGUAAGAACCAUCUGUAAUCUAUGGAUGUGCAGGCGUCUCCAUGCAACAACACCUCAGACCCUCUGUGCUAUGAGGAAGGAUCAGGCACAUUAGCUGUGAUCAUUAUCCCCACUCUCCUGGCUCUCAGCACAGUGGUUGUUGUGACCAGCAUACUGUGCAGUCUCUUCCAUAGAAGAGCAACACCAGAGAGGACCUCCAUCCCUGCCCAUUACACCAAUCGUGCAGGUCAGGAGUGUGUGUCCAGUAGCCCAGUGAGAGAUGGGAUGGAGAUGGAGAUCCCAGGAGAAUGUACUCUGGAGGGGCUGGAGUUCUGGCAGACUGGCCACUAUGGUCCUAUCUGCAGAGGCACAAUGAGAAGAAAGGAUAUACCCAGUGCUGUAGUGGUCAAGACACUCCGAGGAGGCAUAAAUCAGCCUGAGGCAAAGGAGUUUGUUGACUGGAUCCUUUUCCAUGGUACCGUGUGUAAACACCAGAACCUGGUCCGGAUGCUGUACUGUCAGACACAGAGACUACCUAUGUACCUGGUACUGGAGGCCUGUAGUCCUGGCAACGUUCUGCACUACCUCUGGACCCUGAGAAAUAGUGAUUUGGAGUCCUUGGAUCCACUGCAACACUUUUCCGAGAGAUCAGUGUUUUUGGUGGCAAAGCAGGUGGCAGCAGGCCUGGACUAUCUGUUGUCAGAGCACAGGCUUGUACAUGGUAAUGUUGCUGCACAUAACAUCCUGAUUGGUCCAGGGUUCUCUGUGAGGGUAUCUGGAUUGGGCCUGGCCUUCGAGAUCCGCCAGCACCAGACUGACAAACUGGCCAAUCGCAGGUGCCAGAAUGACAAACUGGCCAAUCGGAGAAGAGCUGAGGUCCCUCUCAAAUGGCAGGCUCCAGAGAGGAUGAUGAAGCACCCAACCACAGACAGGAGUGAUGUAUGGUCUUUUGGAAUCUUUCUGUAUGAAUUGAUCACAUUGGGCUCUCCCCCCUACCCUGAUCUGGAGCCAGAGUGUGUGUUCCUCCACCUACAGAAAUCAUACAGGAUGAAGAAGCCAGACAACUGUGGAGGACCCUUGUAUGACCUGAUGAAGUACUGCUGGAUGUGGAGCUUCAAGGACCGGCCUGUGUUCUCAGCCAUCAUCAAGCUUCUGGGGUCUUACACAUACCUUGCUGGCACUACAGAUAUCUACAUCCCAGAGGACAUGGACAUCAUUGACUACAUCAAGAGGGCAGGUGUGCUGCCCUAAAUAUCUAGCCCAAGGCAUCACAUUCAUGAAUGAAGAAGCUAGAAGCAAGGGGUGAGUCCAUGACAAAGCAUGGCUUUAGUUGAUUUUAGGUUGAUGUGUACUGUACUGUGGUAUCAAAUGUGUUAUAAACUUUCAGAGAGAUUAUUUUAUGAUGCUAAAAUGAAAUGUAAAUGGGUUGACAUAAUGAGGGUGCAUAAGGGUGUGGAAGUAUUGUAUGGAGGAUGCAACAAAGCCUUAUUGUAAGAUUGCAUUUUUGGAUGUGUCCCUUUUAGCACAUAAAUGGAUGUCAGGAAAAAAAGAUCUGCCACUAUAA